AUCAAAGAUCGUGCCUAUGCCGUCCGCACACCAGAAGGAUAUCAAGUGCAGUUCUCCUCCAGGGAGCACAUCAAGCAAUUGGUGCAGGCGCCAGACACGUACCUGUCGCUACAUGCUCUGGCGAAAGAUAUGUUCCAGCCCAAGUAUACCAUGAACGGCCUCGAGUACGACGACUGCAUGAGCGCGAACGGAACCGUCCAUCAGCGAGCCCUGCAAGCGGAGCUGCGAUCCCACCUGCCAGCCCUAACCCAGCCGUUGCACAACUGCAUAGCCCAAGCGCUCACCGCAGAGAUCACAGCCCACAAGCCCCAGUCCGGGGAAUGGCGCGCAGUGCCCAUCUUCCCGAUGGCCAAGCGACUGAUUACCGCCGCCAACGCUCUGGUCUUCUUCGGACCCGAGGUCUCAAGCGACCAGGUCUUCCUCGACGCCGCGCUCGAGUACCCCGAACACCUCAUGGAAACCGCCGAAGCGCUGCGCCUGCUCCCGGCGUGGGCCGCGCCCUUCGCCGCGCCCUAUCUAAUGCGCCGCCACCGAGCGCUGAAGAUCCUGCUGGACCGUCUCACCCCCGUCGUGGAGGCGCGGAUCCGCAACAGCACCACCACCACCACCACUGCCGCCGAACAUGCCGACUGCAUCCAGUUCUUCGUCAACGCAGCCGCGCGCAAGAACCAGCAGCACGAAUGGCCGGCCCAGCGCAUCAUCCAGGUCCUGCUGGGCGUCUGGUUCGCCUCCGUCCACCAGCCCGCCAUGUGCCUCUUCUACGCCCUGGACGACCUCUGCCUGCAUCCCGAGUUCACGUCUGCGCUGCGCGACGAGGUCCGCGCCGCUAUGCCCGCCGCCACCACCACCCAAUACCCCGAAAUCAACCCCCCCCACCUCCCCCUCCUCACCAGCUUCCUCAAAGAAUCCGCCCGCCUCCACCCAACAGACUCCAUCUCGCUGCGCCGCAAGGUCCUCCAGCCGUUUACCUUGAACGACGGAACCACCCUCGCAAAGGACGACGUCGCCUGCAUCCCGCUGCGACCCAUCCUCCGGGACCCCGAGCUGUACCCGGACCCGCACAUCUUCAACCCCUACCGCUUCAUCGAAGACAACCCCAUCCCGACUCCAAAAGCCACGUCCUCCGAUUUCACCGACGCAGACGUCACCUUCCCGAUCUGGGGCCUGGGCAAACGCGCCUGUCCCGGCCGGUACUACGCGUCGUUGCUGCUGAAGCUGGUGCUCGCGCAGAUCCUGCUGCGGUAUGAUGUGACGAUGGGGGCGGCUGCCAACAACGAGCGGAGGUACUUUUACUGGCGGUCCGCGAUUGUGCCCAAGGCGGGGGCGGGGCUGUUGUUUCGGGAUCGGGGGGCGCUGGCUUUGGAGGAGGUUUGCUAG
Aspergillus japonicus CBS 114.51 is the source of this 1377-nucleotide messenger RNA. RefSeq names its product putative cytochrome P450. The annotation marks the transcript as partial. Gene Ontology annotation, molecular function: monooxygenase activity; oxidoreductase activity, acting on paired donors, with incorporation or reduction of molecular oxygen; iron ion binding. Lineage: Eukaryota; Fungi; Ascomycota; Eurotiomycetes; Eurotiales; Aspergillaceae. The transcript has 3 exons. The record is from RefSeq and is a predicted model, not a curated record.